AGCUGACAUCUAGCUCUGUUUAAUCUGUCAGUCACUCAUUGAUCAAGUGUCGAGUGUGUCAUUUUUGAUAGUGUAAAUGGUGUUUUUUUUUUGAUACGCCUAAUUAAGGGAUCGAAUAUCGUUGUGUUAUUUCUGAAAUCAUAACUUGUCCUCCUCGCUGCUCCUGAGCUGUCAGGGUGAGAAUUAUCAUCGGUGCUUUAAAAAGCAACAGCUGGCGAGCAGGACUCACAUAAACUACUGAUUUACCGCAAACACGGGCAACGCAAUGAGAACAAUCACCGUCUUAUUACUAGAAGUAUCAAGAGUUUGCUUUCUGAGUGGCUAGAAAUCCUACUAUAAAAAAGGUUACAGAAGGAACUGCUAGCCUUGCAGAAUGAUCCGCCCCCUGGAAUGACCCUAAAUGAGAAGAGCGUACAGAACACCAUCACACAAUGGAUUGUGGAUAUGGAAGGAGCCUCUGGUACUCUUUACGAGGGGGAGAAAUUUCAGCUUCUUUUUAAAUUUAGUAGUCGUUAUCCCUUUGACUCACCUCAGGUAAUGUUCACAGGAGACAAUAUACCUGUCCAUCCCCACGUUUAUAGCAAUGGCCAUAUCUGCCUGUCCAUCUUAACGGAGGACUGGUCACCAGCUCUUUCUGUGCAGUCCGUUUGUCUUAGCAUUAUUAGCAUGCUGUCUAGCUGCAAAGAGAAGAGGCGGCCUCCUGAUAACUCCUUUUAUGUACGGACAUGUAAUAAAAAUCCAAAGAAGACAAAAUGGUGGUAUCAUGAUGAUACCUGUUAAUAUGAACUUUCUAGAAGUCCUAUUGACAUUAUAAAAGCACUUUUUGAAAUCAUAUGGUCUCUGAACUUUAAACUUGGACUCAAACACAAGCAUGGACUCAGACCACAAACAUGGGAGAUGAUGUCAGCUGUGUUACCGGUGGCCAGUUGGAUGCAUGUUUGGGAAAAAUAAAAACAGACGGAGAAUGGAAAUCAGUUUUAAAGAGGAUGGAAACAGACCUGUCAAAAGGUUGCUGUGGGAAAAUGUAGAUAAAUCCAGGAAGAAUGAUUUUUAUUUUAUUUGUAUUUUUUUGUAAUGAGAUUAUUUCUGUCUUGGACCACACAUAUUCCUGUUCAUUUUUGUCAUUGGUAUGUUUUAAGGUCCACGUGUCUUGUGCAAUAACAAGGAUAGGUGCAUAGCAGGGCAAAUAAUGAGAAAUCCAAAACCAAUCUGGAACUGAUUCUAGUGUCCUUCGCUUCUUCUCUUUUCUUAUAUUCCUACUGAAAUGAUAUGCACUGUGAAAUGAUGAAAGAAAAGAUCAGUUCAUUCUGAUGAAGAUAUGACGCACCGCUUCAGCGAGUUUCUGAUGUUCCACUGUAAAAUAGUUUAAUUUAAGAAAGGUACUGUUUUCAUCUCCAGUUCUGAAAUUGUGGUUUCAUUGUCAUUUAUGCUUGUUAGGACUAUAAUUUGUGUGUUUGAGCAUCAAAACCAACCGUGACCAUCCACGAACUCGUGUUUUCCUCUGCCAGGUCAUAUGGGAUGGAACCAGUGUUGUAUGUAUGUUUGCUAUUAAAGCAGAGCUGUAGGUAACCCAGUAUAUUGAAUGUUGGCAAGAACGUUCUGUCUUGUAUUCUUAUUUGCAUAAAAUGUUUCUGUUAGGAGGCAUAAGCUCGAAUCUAUUUGCUUCAUCCUUAUUUUUUUUAUUUUUUUUGUUUGGUGCAAGCAAUGAAAAAGUUGAAGAAUGGCAGUAUGCUCAAGAGUGUAUAUCUUAUUUGAUUCUGGGUACAUGUUUUAUUCUUUGUAACCUAUAUAUUCUCAAGAUGCUGAUUAUCCUGGUCAUACUUGCCUGGCUCAGGUCAUUUUUUCAAGGAAGAAAACAAUCACAAAUAUUCCUAAAUAUUUUCCAUUUGAUUAUAUUAUCUCCUAAAGGACUGUUACAUAGUUUAGGAAAAAUUAAAGCAAAAAACUAAUGCAUAUGACUCAUAAAAAUGAAAUUAAUUAACCUGGCAGCAUGGUCUACAUGGAGAUAGACAAAUGAUGUUAUUGCAGAGCACAUAUUUGAUAAUGUUUGGAUCCUGCACUUUUUCGAAAUCGAAAUGAUUUUAUUUCUUCAAAAAUGAGUGUUUCUAUAGUCACAGAUUAUCAGGUAGUUUGGCUUUUGUGUUAUCUGGGUGGGUGGUUAAUGUAACACUUUCUGUCCCCAACAGUUGUAUAUGUUUGAUGUACGGUAUCUGGUCAGUAAUGUGAGAUCUCACACUGUUUAUUAACUUCAUACACUCCAAAGAUGUAUUUUUAGCCAUCCAUUCUGAAAUACUUGAAUAUUCUAAACCUGGUUGGCUUGUCUUCUAUUCCAUUGUCUGUGGUACAGUGUACUUAGACUUCCAAGUGAAUGUGCUGGUGU
This is a messenger RNA of Cyprinus carpio (common carp), 2380 nucleotides long. Its product is annotated as putative ubiquitin-conjugating enzyme E2 W-B. Gene Ontology annotation, biological process: proteasome-mediated ubiquitin-dependent protein catabolic process; protein polyubiquitination. The record is from RefSeq and is a predicted model, not a curated record. Gene Ontology annotation, cellular component: nucleus. Gene Ontology annotation, molecular function: ubiquitin conjugating enzyme activity. Lineage: Eukaryota; Metazoa; Chordata; Actinopteri; Cypriniformes; Cyprinidae.